UGCCUCCUAAGGUUAUCCCGUUACAGGGUUACGGCGUCUGAUACCUUCUAGGCUCUAUUAUGCGCGGAGCCAGUCAUGUCUAUCCCUCCAACAUAUAAAACGGUGCUAUCGCACCUUGAUCAAGUCUUAAGUGACCCAUCUGUGCCUCUGGAUGCCCCCGCCAUCGAGAAAUUGAAGGCCGAGUUUACUCAGAACACUGACCGCCAGGCGGCUGCGACCUUGCUCACACGGAUAUCACAGCUCCUACCUGUUCUUCAGGAAGAUCCUACUCCGCUGACAACUUUGGGAAUAAAAGCUACAGAAUACUUUUCCUUCUCUGAUGUCCGUUCGGUUGAUCCUCCCGUUAACUUGAUCGCGGGGAUCAAGGCGCCUUCUCCGCCGGUCAAUCUUCUCGCACUCUCUCUACUGGGAAAGGCCGGGAGAACGCCGAGUGAUGCAGCAAUAGUAGCUGGAAAUUCCGAGCUAGUCUCAGCUCUCGUGGAGCUCUGGCUGUCCACAUCCGCAACUGCCGUCUCUCAGGCGGCCUUCGAUGUUUUAUGGUCUCUGCUUGAGGUGGAUCAUGCUAGCCAGCUGGAAGAUGGUGAUCAACAGAAUAAGAGAGAAGAAGUUGCUGCUGCUGGCCAGGGUCUUAUGUGGCGCAGAGUAUUUGGGGAUAAGGACGUCUAUGGACUUUUCUUCUCAAUAUGCGGCCUCGCAGAUGCCCUGCAACCAGGCCAGCUGACUAAACGAGAAAGGACAGUGGCACAAGGCAGGCUAAUGGACUUUAUCGUGAAAGCAGCCUUAUUGCGAUGGGAUGCAGUGUCAGAAUCGCAUAUAGCAGACAUCGAAGCCAAAUACAAAAGUUCGAGUCUCUUGCAUUUCGCGGCCUGCCGGAUGGUUGAUACAGGGGAUGUCUUGAUGCAUAUGACUUUGCUGAACUUUUACCGUGAACUUCUCCAAGUCAAUGCUCCAGGUCUUGAGGCUAGGAACUAUCUCAGUUCAACGUCAACUGUUUCAUCACCUGCACUUGAUUUCCUCGAGGCGAACGGGCUGCAUUCUACGUUGCUGGGGUACUAUUUGAGUGACGGAUCGCAGCUGGAAAUUACCGACCUCUUGUAUCUUUCCAGUCCCAUUAUGGCAUAUGUUGCACAGUAUGCACAGAUGUAUCCAAACCAUCUAUUGCAGAACUCUCAGGAGACUCUAGAUAAGAUUCUAGAGAAGAUCAACCGGUCUUUCUCAAUCUCAUCGGCAGAAUGGGCUCAUGGGACCGUCCCCACGGGAGAUCUUAUUAUACUAUCCUGUUUGCCUAGAGUGAUGCUUGUGGAAGCAGGACGAAGAUCUCUAAACCCGCUCUCGGCGCUUCCAACGAAUCCACCGAACAAGGAGUGCUACGAGGCCCUGGCACGAAUCUUCCAAGGGCCACCGAAGCCUCAGCAACCGCAAUCGGUAGAUCUGAGUAACCCGAGCGUGACUCCCACUAACUGGCAAAAAGAGGCUGCGGCAGCUCGAGUGCUUUACUUCACAUAUUUGAAUAGUCACACUAAUAUGUGGACCGAUGCCACAACAGCCGCUGAUAUCGUUGCCAUGCCGGACGUCGCUUUGGCUGCCCUUUCCCUUAUGAAGGCCGUGAUCACAGCGAACUGGCAGCCCCUGUCACAACAGGCCGAUAGUGGAUCAACUAGCUGUCGCUUUCGAUUGCCAACAGAGGACGAGCUGGGCAGGUUGUCUCCCUCUUCGCAAGGAAUACUCCCUUUGACAGGGUUCUGGGCAGUGCUCACUCCACCGGCCUUGACUUCAGUGCUGCCGUAUCUCUUCAAACCGCCACGGUCGUAUGCAAAUUUUGUUGGAGGGGGCAGAGGAGAUACAGAGAGUGCAGUUUGGAGGAUUGCCACAGCAAAGUAUGACGUCCUGGUGUCUCUACACAGUGCUCUCAAGGAGAACAGAGGCCAGAUGGAGGGAUUCGAUGAUGUCGUCCGCACACUUGCACAGCGGGUGGCAGAGGGUCCAGGGGGUCCUAUAUCACAGGCAGGGAGCAGGGUAGAUGCUCUGGAGCUGUAGACUAGAUUCUAAUGAUGACAUAGAGAAUGUUAGAAUGAUGUACGAUCUUGUUCAGAAAUCAAUACCGCCACGAUCAGUAGGUUAUCAAUUCUUAGACUAGACAUGACAUCCUAUGGAUAAUAUGGAAGGAUCUCAACAUAAAUCCUGACGGUACAACUAACUACCUAUUAUGCGCUUUCAAAACAGUUGCAGAUCAAUGCUGCUAAAACAUGCAUCGCUGAUCGACGCGGGGUAGCUCUUAGGUUUUUCGCGCAGAAGCCCUAUUUUCCCCUUCCGGCAAGAAGUCAAAGGCGGUGAAAUGAAAGCUGCGGGCAACUGUUGAUGAAAUCGCCGGAACUUUUUUCUCCGUAGUGUCAAACUGCA
Messenger RNA from Paecilomyces variotii, 2400 nucleotides. RefSeq lists its product as hypothetical. The record is from RefSeq and is a predicted model, not a curated record. Lineage: Eukaryota; Fungi; Ascomycota; Eurotiomycetes; Eurotiales; Thermoascaceae. The transcript has a single exon. Bases 76 to 2037 code for a protein of 653 amino acids.